Messenger RNA from Klebsormidium nitens, 1732 nucleotides. Lineage: Eukaryota; Viridiplantae; Streptophyta; Klebsormidiophyceae; Klebsormidiales; Klebsormidiaceae. The record is from the annotation of a GenBank genome assembly.
GCAACGUACGGACUUGAUCCAUGCACAUGGCCCUGGGGGAGGCUCGAGAGCAGGACUCGUUCUGACGCUUGCGACGGCAGGGAAGGCGCCAUGGUCCACUCGAGGCAUUCUCAGUUGGGCUCUUCUCUUGAAAUGCCUGCAGAGUGGCAGCAUUCUCCACCAUCCAGCCUCCUCUUUGUUGGACCCCUCCAGGUUCCAGAGUUCCAGCCAUUGAAAACUGAAGCCACGCCUCUCCAGCUAGCGCCAUUUGCUUCCAUCAGAAGCCAAGGCUCAGAUAUUCAGCCUUUUGUUGAAGAGUUGCAACAGGGUUUGGCUAAUCAGGCCGAGGAGUUUGCUAGGGGAGUCGAGGGUACCAAGAGGAGGUUUAGAAACUUGGCCAGGGGUUUGAGAGAGGGUUUGCAAAAGGGGGGAAGCAGACUGGGACUGGUGCACAUGCAAACAGAGCACAAGAGCUGCCCUCAGCAUGACCAUGUUGGCACAAGAGGCCUUCUUUUUGCGUCCAUUUCCGAGAGCACGAGCGCCCCACGGAGGCGCAAGUCCCAAAGCUCAGGCGAAGAGGGAACCGACAAGAAGAUUCAGCUUGUCAGCAGUACCACCGUCACCAAGAAGGAGUUCACUGUGCAGGAUCUCCUGAUUGGGGCUGUUUCUGGUGGCGCCGCGGGGGUGUCUGUGGAGACAGCGCUCUAUCCAAUUGAUACCAUAAAAACCCGCCUUCAAGUUCUCUCCAAAGGAGGCAGCCUCAGCUUCAAGGGCCUCUACUCCGGAUUAAGCGGUAACCUCGCGGGGGUCCUACCUGCUUCCGCGAUCUUCGUCGCCAUUUACGAGCCCCUCAAGCAGCAUCUGCUCGACCGCUUCCCCGAGCAAUGGAGCUCCGCGGCGCAACUGCUCGCGGCCGGGGCCGGGGCGACCGGCGCGUCCAUUGUGCGCGUGCCGACCGAGGUCAUCAAGCAGCGGAUGCAGACGGGGCAGUUCACGUCAGCAGCGGGAGCCGUGAAGCAGAUUCUGGCCAAAGAGGGGAUGAAGGGGAUGUACGCUGGCUACGGGUCCUUCCUCCUCAGAGACCUUCCGUUUGACGCCAUCGAGUUUGUCGCAUACGAGCAGAUCAAGUUAGCCGUGCAAAGGACGAGGAAACGGAAAGAGCUGACGGCAGUCGAGACAGCGUUUGCGGGCGCGCUGGCGGGGGCUGUGACCGGGGCUGUGACGACCCCCCUGGACGUGAUCAAGACGCGGCUCAUGGUACAGGGUACGAACAUCAAGUACACGGGCAUCAUGGACUGCAUCUCGAAGAUGGUCGCCGAGGAGGGGGCCGGUUCACUGUUUAAGGGUGUUGGCCCACGUGUCCUGUGGAUCGGUAUUGGAGGUUCGAUUUUCUUCGGGGUCCUUGAAAAGACCAAGUCUCUCUUGACCACUGAGCUAGAGGCCCGCAAAGCAGCUAAGCCCACGACCGUUGUGUAAGUGCAAGAGAAGUUGAUUCUUUGGAAGCUGCUAUUCUUUGCAUUGCCAAUAACUGGCGUAGUGAGCACGUUGCGAGGUGGAGGCUAAAUCAUGCGCGCCCGGCCUGUAAGAAGGCAUGGAGAACCCCUCGUCUAAGAGAAGGUAACAUAGUGCGAUGCGUACAGAGAUGAGGUAGCCCACUCUAGAAAAGUCUGUGUAUGAUUCCAACGCUCGAUCUAUGGCCGUACGACUGCAAUGCUGUAACACGCCUACAACAUAUUGCGACGGUCUGGCGUCC